Molecule: messenger RNA, 12615 nt
Organism: Equus caballus (horse)
Lineage: Eukaryota; Metazoa; Chordata; Mammalia; Perissodactyla; Equidae
Source: RefSeq, a predicted model, not a curated record
UUAUCUUGAUGCUGCUCCUUUUUCUCUAUAUUAAUAAGAAGUUCUGUUUUGAAAAUGUUGGCGGGUUUCCAGAUCUUGGUUCAGGAUACAGUACAAGGAAGAAUUCACAAGAUAAAAUUUGUAUAGAAUAAAAAAUCAGUAGUAUUUGAGGGGAAAAUAUUGUCUUGCUGCUGUUAUGGUAGCUAUGGAAUGGGAAAAAGUGUCAUUACAUUUAAACCAAGUGGUUUGAUUUUUUUUUUUCCGGAAGAGUCUUUGCUUCAACGUAUUUCUUCCAAGUACAUAAUGCAUUUACAGAAAGAGUAAAAGGCACAAUGUGAAAUACUAAUAUUGAGCUGAUGAGUAGCAACAUUUAGGUAAAUAUUAAAUUCAAAUUCAAAAGUGGUUGAUAUUUUGAGAAGAGAAAAUUCCGUUAUUGCACUUUUUAGGAACAAGGAAGUAGAAAAUGGCAUUUUUCAAAAAUUUUCAGCAGAAUCUACCUUCAGUGUCCUCUCUGGUAGACACAAUCAGUAAUGCCGUAGAAGAUUUGACCACUGCUGUUGGGGAAGUCAGCUAUGCUUUAACUGACUCAGUUGCUGAACAGGUAACAAGUAUGAUCAAUGGCUUUCGCCCAGAAGAGGAAAGCUCUGCAGCAGUAGAAGCUGGAGAGAUGUCUAAACCAGAAAAUGCCAUGUUACCAGAAGUUUCCAAAAACCCUAAUUGUCAGAAAACGCAAUCCAAUUUAGAGCACCGAGCAAAUCAAGUAAGUUGUUAUAAUGCUUCAGUUUCACGAGAGCAAGAUCAAGGAAUGAAUGAAGAAAGAAUAUUUAAACAUAUUAAUGGUAGGCAACAGACUCUAUCAAAAUAUCAAGAAACCGAUAAUGCUGGUGAUUCUUUGAAAGACCACAUGAGCGGUGGUAGGAUAUCAGUUAUCAAGCAGAAUGCAAGGGCUGGAUCUACUUGUCAAGAUCUUGAACGUACUGACAGAUCUAAAGAAAUUGGAUUAGGAAUUUCCAAUAAUGGUAGGAAUGAUUUGAAGGAGGUAAGAGAUCGAGAAAUGAAAGAAAAUCAUUUAAAGAAAGCUGAGAAACAUGUUAAAAGUAAAGGAUCCAAAGGGAAUGAAUGUUCAGGAAAUGAAUAUUCUCCAAAAGAUAUUUUGGCAAGCAAUAGACAUAUGAUACGGAAAUCCAUUAAGAAAGAAGAUACACAUCCAGCACCAGCAACUAAUUCUAAAGAUAAGUUACAUGGAAAAAUCAAAGAACAAAUAAAUCCAACAAAAUACUACAACAUAAAAGGAGACAUAAAAACAAAGAAAAAUGAAGCCACUUCUGCCAAGAAAGGAGAAGCAAAGAGUAAGGAUGAAAAAUAUUCUAAGAUAAUACCAGAAAAAGAUAAUUCCUACAUGGACAAAGAUGAGCAUUGUUCAUCCUCUGAAAGUGAAGAUGAAGCACUGGGUAAAUAUCAUGAGGCCUUAUCCAGAACACACAAUUCCAGACUACCCGUGGCAGAUUCUAGACAAAAGAACUAUACUUGGGAAACAAGACAAAAAUAUAGUCCUCUAUCUGCAGAGUAUGAUGGAUACAGUAGUGAAGCAUCAAUAGAUGAAGGAAACUGCAUUCAGAGAAUGAGAAGAACACCCCCACUGGAUGAAUUGCAGCCACCACCAUAUCAGGAUGACAGUGGUUCUCCCCAUCUCUCAUGUACCCCCUCAGAAAUGGGGGACAGUAAAUGUGAAUUUUCCCACUGCAACAGUCCAAGAUGCUCAUAUAACAAGUGCCCAAGUGAAGGAAGUACAGGUCAUGAAAUAGAAAGUUUUCAUAAUAAAGGAUAUGAAGAAGAUGUUCCGAGUGACAGCACUGCAGUCCUGAGCCCGGAAGAUAUGUCAGCUCGAGGAUCGUCUUCACAGCUUCCUAAACCUUUUGAUCCUGAGCCAGAAGCUAAAUAUGGCACACUGGAUGUGACUUUUGACUAUGACUCACAAGAGCAGAAGCUUCUGGUAACAGUGACAGCUGUCACAGAUAUCCCAACGUAUAACAGGACAGGUGGCAACUCAUGGCAAGUGCACCUUGUUCUUCUACCUAUAAAGAAACAGAGAGCAAAAACCAGCAUCCAGAGAGGACCAUGCCCUGUCUUCACAGAAACAUUCAAAUUUAAUCAUGUUGAAUCUGAGAUGAUUGGAAAUUAUGCAGUUCGGUUUAGACUGUAUGGUGUACAUCGCAUGAAAAAAGAAAAGAUUGUGGGGGAAAAGAUUUUUUAUUUAACAAAAUUGAAUCUUCAAGGGAAAAUGUCAUUACCUGUGAUAUUGGAACCUUCUUACAAUCAUUCUGGCUGUGGCUCCCAAAUGAGCGUGUCAGAAAUGUCCUGCAGUGAAAGCACAUCCUCGUGUCAGGCUCUCGAACACGGCUCAGUUCCAGAAAUUCUCAUUGGCCUGCUUUAUCAUGCCGCCACUGGAAGACUAUCAGCGGAAGUGAUAAAAGGCAGCCACUUCAAAAACUUGGCCGCGAACAGACCACCCAAUGGACUGUUCUGUUGUCUAAAACACUUGAUAGGUGGACAGGUUUAUAUAAUCCGAGAUACAUAUGUUAAAUUAACUCUACUGAAUUCCAUGGGUCAAGAGAUGUCCAAAUGCAAGACAUCGAUCCGCAGAGGGCAGCCAAAUCCAGUAUACAAGGAAACUUUUGUUUUUCAAGUGGCCCUAUUUCAACUUUCUGAUGUGACUCUCAUACUGUCUGUGUAUAACAAACGCAGCAUGAAAAGAAAAGAGAUGAUAGGCUGGAUUUCUUUAGGUCUGAACAGCUCUGGAGAAGAGGAACUCAAUCACUGGACUGAAAUGAAAGAGUCAAAAGGACAGCAAGUAUGUAGAUGGCAUGCGUUACUAGAGUCAUGAUGGAUAGGAUAAAGGAGCGAUUACCGUCCAAGGCAGCAUUAUUUCUGAUCACAGCACUAUUCUUUUUACCUAGUCACCGUUACAAGAGCUGUUCUUUGAAGAAUCGUCUUCAACAUUCUACCAAAAUGCUUUAAAUUCUGUGGAAGGAACAUCUAAACCGACAUAAAUGAAGGAAAAAUGUGUCUCUGGUAGAGCUUGUUUGGGAAAAGGAGAAACGUGUAUCGUCCUUGUGGAACAAAACAGUCCUCCAGAGCUUUCAGAACAUGCUUUUGGUUUGAAGUUAAUUUUACUUUAGCAAAAGAGCCAAUAAUUUCAUGAAAAACCAAAAUUCUGAAUGAUUUUUUAAAAAUCAGAAUUUUUAGUUGCAGCACUAUUUUAGUGUCACCGUACACGUUCUCCAUAAAACCUCUUUUGACUGGCUCGUCCCCGGUGUUUGUGAUGUUCUCUAAUAUGGGAAAGUAGUUCUCCAGCUCCAUCAUAAGUCAUAUCUAACAGUGAAGGGUUUCCAUCACAUUGAAAAUUGUUUUAUUUCAGAUAUUUUCCCCGCAUGCACUUAUUUCAUUGUGCCUCAGUUCUUCUCAGCACUAAAUCUAAGUGCAAGCAAGUAUUCAUUUUCAUACAAGAAUUUUUUUUAUAUGUUAUUUUUUAAAAAGCUCAUUUCUUCAUUUGCCUCUGCUUUUGCCUGAUCCAAAGAGACCAAGUCGCUGGACUGGUCCUUUGCAAGUCUUUUAGACAGGUUGUACUGUAGAACUCUGUAACUUUCUGUUGAAAGCACUUCCUGUAUUCGUGUAUUCCAAUGUAGGAAGCUAAUAGAGCAGGACUUUACUUUAAAAUUCCUUUCAAUGAUUGACUGUUUGAAAUUGUAGUCAUGUGAAAAUACAUUUUUUACAAACUAAAAAAUAUAGUAGAUAAGCUGUUGAAAAUUGAAAACAAUUCAAGUUAAAGACUAUUUUAAUUAUCUGCUCUGAGUAUUUAGUAACCAACACUGCAUAGAGCAGGUAGCAUUCAAAUAAGAAACUGUUCUCUCUCUUCACUCUCACUUCGAUUUGUAUUUGUGAUAUAAAGACUCUCCAGUGCUCAGUUUGAAUCAGAACGUCAUGUUCAAAACAGUUUUGAGAUUCCUUAUGAAGUUUCUAGUGACUUGUGACUAGAUUUUAUGAAAUUUACAGAUAACGUUCUUCAACGUGAUGUCAUCCUGUGCCUUUCAUGUAAGUUAAAUUUGCUCAUACAGCUUGAAAGUUGUAUUUGCAAAAUUAGGCCUUCGAUUUUUAUAAAUGUAAAGAUUCCUCAGAACAGUGUCACAAGAUCUUUAUUUCCUCUGAAGUAUGUAAAAGUUGUAUAAUGUGCUAAUUUUUUAAAAUGGCAAGGCAUUUUCAUUUGUUCUUUUUAUAUUUAGGAACUCUGAUUAAUCAGGAAAAUUAUAAGCUGUCUUCUUUUUAAUUUUGCUUCUUACCCAAUAUAUAAUUUUAUGCAUAUACUUUAUUAAAUAGAAUAUGUUUUGUAUAUAUAAAAGUAUUUUUUUCUCUUUCUAAUGUCUAGUUAAACUAGACAAAAACAUACUAUUUACCAAUUACUAAAAAGCAUUAUAUCAUCGUUCCUAGUCCCAACUAAGUACUAUAGAUUAUUGUAUGCUAGAAAAGCUAGGACUUGUUAUUACCAUAAUAACAAAACCAUGCAUAGAUAUUAUUACUUCAGCUUGGCUGUACUGAAAGGCCUUAAAAGAAAUCCAAAAAGACAGUGAACUCCUAAUAUUUUUUGGUUUAAAAAGUGGCAGCUCUAUGCAUUCAUACACAUGAAUUAUAAGACAAAAUAUAAAUGCUCUCUUGGGUGACUUGAGGGUCAAGAAUCUAUGUUUCUAGAGUUACGUUAAAGGAAAGAAUCUGUUCUCUUAUUGUUACAUUAAUGAGCUUUUCCCAGGGCUUUUUAUAAAUGAGUUGGGUUAUUAAGUUAGAACAUGAAUCAAAUGGUCAAAUAUCUCAUGUAAGUAUUUUCAGCAACAGUAUGGAAAAAGACUUGAAGGGAGGGUGUAGAUCUUACUGAGAAAUUGGAUUUACGCAUUUGAUGCUACAAGUAGCUUUUCUGGCUUUGAAACAACGGACUGCAUUGCUAACAGCUGGGAUCUUCCUAAUAAAAAGAAUUAUCAGUCUUAUUUGUAGCUGUAACAAAACCUAAUCAAACACAUUAUAAGACUGGGUUGGUGCUUUCUCCUUCAGUGAGGAAAACUAGCUGUUAUUUGUUGUUUGUUACAUCUUUCUUCAGACUAUGCCCAGAAUUGUGUGUGUGCUUUGAUAUAUCCUUAAUGGUUUAUCUGAUAUAAGUGUUAAAUCCAAUAUGGCCUAAAAUUAAUCAGCGAUUUAAAAAACAUUUCAGGAAGGACCCUACCUCCACCCCAGCUGCCAAGUCCUCAAAGAUUAUGAAUUAUGUGUAUGUGUAUCUGUAUACACACACAUACCGACACACACAGCCCAAUGUGUAUUGUGUGUAUUUGUGUGUAUAUAAAGGUGAAGGUGUCCUGGCUUUUUCAGAUAACUAAAUAGAAAAGCGUUUAUCAAGUUUCUGCAUUACUUUUCUCCUCUGUAUAUUUACUAGAGAUUAUAUUUGGUUUUGGGUGCUAUUUGCUACCAUUCUCCUCCAUACACAGCAAAAUAUGUAUCUUUUUAUUUUGUGGAUUGACACAAUUUAGAGUAAUUACUCCCUAAAAUUUGUCUGUUCUUUUAGAACAAGAUUAAAUAGGGCUCCAGAGACCCACUUCACUCGACUGAAUCUAAUGUACAAGACAGUACUACUGCUCUUUUGUGAGCUUGAAUUUGCAUGAAAGCUUAAAGGCAAAAUCUUAUAUCUCAGUAAUUAUAUCAAAUAGGGGCCCAUGGUGGGCAGCAGGUGUUGCCUCAGAAACUUGAGAAAGACAACCCACUUUCUUAUUGUGCUCUUAAAAUCCCCUAAGUUUUAUAAUAAAAUGAGAUAGUCCAAAUAUGGCAAUUGACUGGCAUUCAUGGGAGCUCCUGAGCCUGGAAUUACUGGCUUUAUUUGUCUCCCAAAUGAGCUGCAAAAUGUAGUUGUUUAUUACUGCCCGAGAAACAAAGUGUAUUUCAAAUCUGUAAAGAAUUUGUUUAGUAUAAUAUCUUCUUACCUUUCAGAAGCUUUCUUCUAUAGUUUUGUGUCUUCUAUACUGUGUCCACAGUUUGUGUGAAAUCCAUUUGCAUAUUUUCUUACUAUGCAUUCAGUAAAUUCUCAAUAAUGUAUUUAAUGACAGAAAUAAUAAAUUGGACCACAAUUUAAAACGAGAGAAACCAAUGAGAAAAUUUCUAAACUACCCAUUAUUAAUAUAUACAUGUUUAAGUGUAGGGUCUGGUAGGGCUGUUUCAUCCAGCUUCGUGCAGAUGCUCAGGGCUAUGUGUUAAAUUGUUUUCUUGAUACCGUCAUCAUUUUCAUGUCACUUAUCAAGUGAAUCAGAAGCGUAAUCAAUGAUUACACAGUACGAUAGCACUAAUGGGGAGGAGGUUAUAGAAUUGAGGCUGUUCUUCAAGAUGAAGAUGGAGACCAAGUGAUAUCAUAGUUUUUCAAGUGAACUGAGAGAUAGGCUAUUUGAAGGCAUAAAUUUUAGAUAAAGUAAGAACAGUAGUCACCAACAAAUUUGUCUCAUGGUCUCUAUCUGGAUAUGAGUUGAAAUUAUACAAAUCCACUUGCAUAAAAUUGCCACUUGCCUGAAUAGACUAGAUAGUCAAUUCAUAGCAAUUUUUCUCAUUGAUAGUUAUUUCACAUAGAUAGUUAUUAUUCAAAAGUUUUAAUUUCUUUUCUUCCCCAUGCACCAUCCCCAGGUCACCUGUGACCUCCACUAGAGGUAGCCGUCAGUAUCAUCACCACCAACCAAACUCUAUAUUGAGCCAAGGUUAAACACACUACCAAGAAUUUUUUUCAGUUAACUCAAAAACAUCAUCUGUGCCUACCAAAAUGUAUAAUAAUGAGGAUGGUAACUGCUAUAAUUUACUAAGCCCUGGUACGAUAAUUUACCAUUUUGUUUGAUGCUCACAACACUGUGAGGUAAGUAAUAUUAUCACAUUUUGUAGAUGAAGAAAUUGCAGCAUAGAAGCUAAGCAGACUUGCCCAAGGUCAUCCAGGAAAGAAGUGGAAGAACUGGGAUUAGAACCCAGCUAUAAAUUACUCUAAAACCUAUGCCAUGCAUGUUACAGCUGCGUCCCUCUUUACUGGUUGCAAGAAAAACAGUCAAAGCAACAUUAUAUUUGUCAAUAAUCCCACCUACCUUAAUUGAAUGGCCGAACUAGAUAAAGAAAGGGAAAAAACAAGCAGAGCUUGGGAAAGAGAAAUAAUGACAAAGAAGGAAAGAAGAUCAGAUGUGUUUGUCUUCAGGACACAAAUGGUACUUUUGUGCCGUACUUUGUAGUUGACUUUGAUUUUCAAAGACUUGGGGAUUAAUUUACUUAGCCACUUUAGCCCAUACUUACUUAUAUUCUGAAAGUGUGUUAAUCGGUUUGUUCUGCUCCUUGUCCACUUUUGGGAAUCCAAGAUAUUUUAGUUGUAUAUGAUCACCUUUCUACCCUAUGAAGUGGAUAGCCUGUAUCCAUUAGGAUACAUUAGGAUUCGCUGAUAUAAUUCCCCGUAUCAAUGGUGAGAGGCAAGUCUCUUCUCUUCCUCUGUGCUUUCAUGGCAAUUUAUUUGUGUUUCUUCUAUACUGUUUGUUAAAGUUUAACCAGAUUACAGCUAGUUUUAUUAUAUAUGUUUCUCUUUCUCCCUUGGUAGUAGUUAAUGCCUUGUCUUAUUACCUUUAUGUGCCCCUUGCUCAUUGCAGGCAUACCAUAAACAUUGAAUUGAAUUAAAUUUCCUAUGGAAGAAAUCAAUAAUACCAUUAUAUAAGUCUCAAUUUUUAUGAAUCUUGUCUUAUGCGUGGAUUUAUUUAUUCUUUCAUUUCAUAUAUGUUUGUAAGAGUACUUACCAUGUGCCAUGUGUUGUUCUAAGUGCUACAGAUGCAGAGAUAAUAAAUUGGAUAGACAAAGUCUUUGCCCUCAUGGAGCUUGCAUAUCAGUUUAGUGAAGGAGAACAACAUGGAGUUCAGAAAAAUCUUCCUGGAGAAGGUAACCCCUGAGUUGGAUCUUAAAGAACAAAUAUAGAUUAGACUCACAUCAGGAAACAUUUCUCUCCAAGGGCAAAAUUUAAAAGAGCGGUUCCCAAACUAUAGCAUGUUUAAGAAUUAUUUUGAGCACUUAAUUUGUAUUCCAAAGCCCUACCUCCAGAGAUCUCUUUCAUUUGGUCUGGGGUGGAGUCCACGAAUCUACAUUUUAUUAAGCUCCCCAGGAAAUUCUGUCCAAGAUACAUUAGUAUAGAAUAUUUAAGCUCAUUAUAUAGAAUUAUUGAUUGCAAUAUUUCAGUGCCCAUAGAUUAGAUCUUUAAAUGUGCUAGUGAUAAAUAAGAGCGAGAUUAAGACUAGGAUUAGUGCUAUUGAUCUUUUACUUGUGCAUCCUUAAAAAGAAAGAUAUUUAAUGAAAAAAUUGAAAGUAAUAUUUAGUGAUGAGUUCCUGUCCAUUCUCAUUCAACAUAACUUUUGCAAAGUAUUCCUUGGUGUAAUAAAUAAAUUCUAUUUUGUUGGCUUUAUGAUUGCUGGAAAUUCCUUUGGAUUCAAAUAUUCGUUCACAUAUUUCCAAGCUAUCUUUACAAUGAUAGCUAUAAGACAAACAUAUUUAUCUGGUGUAUCCCUGUCAGUAUUCUAAAUGAAAUAAGACUAACCUUGAAGUAAAUGUCUGGUAGCAGCCGUUGGUGGUGGCGUUUUUCAUGCUUGUGUAUAGUAAUCUUUCUUGCCUUUUCUCGUCAUCUUGAAUGGCUUCGUUGUCGUCACACCCAUCAGAUGAACCACACUCCUGGAUCUUCACUAGGGACAGCAGUGAAUCUGUUACCUCUGCUCUGACCUCCAUUUCUUUAAUUGCUUUGCCCUUUCUUAGGGCCUUUUAUUUCAAAUAGCAAGUUAAUACAGCAGCCUCAGGUCCUCCUCUUUCUCUAAAAAUAAAUGCCGUGGAUAAGAUUCAUGUAAGUUUCUAUUUUCCCCCACUUAAAACGUAGCCUUACCUCCUUCUCUGGCGUAAUAUUUUGCAUGAAUAUAUUUUGAAAUUUUUUCCCAAACAAAGAUCUGUGAUUGACCCACUGAAAAGUGAGGUUAUUUGAAUAUCUGAAAUAAUAUGGUUAUGGAAUUAGGCUGUUUUGUGACUGCUGCUGUAUCAUUGUGUUUGCUCUGGUUAUAGUUUGAAAUCUGGUUAAUAUAAUCUUAAUUUGAGAGAGUUAGAUAGACUAGAAUUAUUAGUCCAUUAUAAAAAAUGAAUGUAAGAAUCUUUUCUCUCCCCAUUUAGACAACUUUGUAUCUUUUUUAAAAAUGUUCCUUCUUUCUUCCUCCCAGCCUUUUCCCCCGACUCCUAUUUGUAUACAUUCACACUAGAUACCACAGUUCUUCAAAGCUGAAUAAUAGCUAUUGAAAACUGAUGCUCUGACUUUUUUCUCUUAAUCUCAUGGACUGAACAGUAGGGAGGACCAUAUAGGUUUCCUCAGAGACCAGAGAGAGAACGAAGCAUGAUCUUCUUUGUCCUUGGAGGUGUGUUGUGGCUCUUGUGAUUGUUGUCAUCGUUGUCAACAUACCUGGAAUAGCGUCAAGUACCCUAAUGUCAUGUUGUAUGGGUUGGAAGCAGAGAAGGAAACUUGAUUAUUAGUCUAACAAAAGUUUGGCUGAAUUUUAUUGUAAAAUUUCAGCCCCUUAGUACAUAAAAGUUUCUAAAUAAUUAAUUAUGAGAACAAAGUCACUACUGUGACAAUAGGUCUCAAGAUUUUUGACAUUAUUUCAAUGUCAAUUUGACAGUCUGUGUUGUAAAUUGUCCUAUUAUUUUAGGGCCCUUCUUCACCCUUUUCUUUAUUAUUCUGAUUACUAUUUGAUAUUUCAGUUUGUCUUUGAAAUAUUCAAGACAACUUUAAAAAGAAAAACCUGAACACCUUCUGUUUUAUUCCUUCACCAUGUGAUCUCUCACGUGACACGUAUUGUGUUUAAAAUGAUGCCCAAUAGAUGAAAUAUAAUACUCCAUCAUACACUGAAGAAAUAAUUUUCUGAAAUUAUUUGUAUAUUCAGGUUUUUCUAGAAUGCUUGCUUCUAUAAAUCUAAGCAGUUCAUAGUAAACAUGACUGUUUUGUUUAAUGAGAAAACAGGAGUUUUCCCUUAUCUCAGAUUUAUCGUUUCUCUUGCCUUUCCCACCUGAAGGGGGAUGGCUGCGCACCUCUGACCAACACCUCAUCUGCCAGUUUCUGAGUGUGCUCUCCCCCUUCAGACGGUAUUCUUUUCAGUAACAACCAGAACUUUUAUACCCUCAGGUGGGUCCUCACCAGUGAUUCCUCUUCAUGAGCCCCAUUAAUAUUGAUGAAGGUCACACCUAAGCACCAAUAGGAGAAAAAACACCCUAAAGCAUAAAGGAUGAAUAUCUUAAAGCCCUGGUAGAGGCUGGCAUCUUCGAUACCUACAUGUGGUUUCAGUCAUAAUGGAGUAGAAGCCAACUUCCUGGAAAUGAGAUUUUAGGUGGUUACGUCCUAGAGUCUCUCCUCUGGUCUGCUUUCCCCUCUAGCUUGCACAUUCUUUGAUUUUGAAUUUUGUGAGAAAGCCUUUAAAAAACCCUGGUUUUAAAAAUUUCAAAUGUUGACUUAACUGUGCAAUUUCAAAAAAACAGGAAAACUGAAGUAAAUACCAUAGAGUCAUAGGAAGGCUUUGGGGGAGCGUGGGGGGAGAUGGUGCUUGUUUUAGUUUGGGCAGUCUUUUUGGAUAAGUAUUGAGAAUAUUUACAACAUUCUAUGAUUAUGUCACGUUUGUUUUGUGAGGGGAGACCAGGUUAGCUUUUGCAUAUAUAUUAUUUCUCUUAGUAUUUAAAUAUAUUUAAACAAUUUUGUGAAGCAGAGCUAGAAAAUAAUGGUGGUAUUUCAGACAGUAUUUUGAAAUUAUAAAUGUUACUUUAAAUUGAAUAAGAGAAAAUUUCCAGUAGUAGCUUACGUUACAAAAUUAAUUUAUAAUAUUUCUGCAUAAUUUUAUUGAGAUGACUUUUGUUUUUGUGGUGAAAAUAAUAUAGUGGCAACAAUUUUGAGGAAUCUUUAAAGCUGUCGUAGAAGGGACAGCCAAACUUUGGCUAGAUUUUUACUAGAAUUUUGAAAUAAGAAGUAUAUCAAUGUUACUUUUCAGUUCAAUUAGUCUUGAUGAAUAACAGUUAUUAUGUGAGUUUUAAGGGUCUUGAUAAAUUUGGGAUCUAUUCUUUUUCUAAAGCUCACGAUGUUCAUCACUGCUCAGUACUCUUGCAUUGUGUUUUAUUUCUCAAAAUAAUGUAAUUUUUAUGGAAAACUCAAUUAGUGGAAUCUUUUAUUCAAUAUUCCCUCACUUUGCUGCUUUCCUUCCUCCUCCCUUCCUUCCUUCCUACUUCUUUCAUUUUUUUGAGUCAAGAAGCUUCCUUAAUAGUAUAGUUUCUACAGAGCUUUCUUACUUAUUUUUCUAAUAAUGGAUAUAACAGUGUGAUGAAGUUUAAAUGCUCUGUGAGCAAAACUCUAUUAAACAACUUGAAGAAAUGCACUGCUGAUUAGCAUUUCCCUUGGUCUUCAGUUGUCUCCAACAUACUUUGUAGUGACUCUAUGCCAUUAAUGGAUCUUAUUAAUAUAUACUAGUGUCUGUAUGGUUAUCAACAGUGUUGUAUUAUUGUCACAUUAAUUUUGCAUUUUUGGUCAAAAAUAUAAACAGAUGUGUGUGUGAAACAACCCAUUUUAUGGAAUGAGAGUAUAUCUAAUCAUUUUCAUGUAAUUGAAAAUGUGCUAUAUGUUGCAUUUUAUUCUCAUAUCUACUUUUCUACUAUCUGUACACCGAUUGUCUCGGUGCCUUUUUCCUUUUGUAUAACUGUAUUACAUAAAGAAAUUACUGACCUCUGUGUAAACUAUGUAAAAACUGUUAAAAUUAUUAAUCCAAGGAAAUUUUAAUGGCAGUUCAAUUUUCCAGAGAAUAAAUAUUUGUGUGGGUUGAAAGUUACUUUCCUUCACCUCUCUGUGAGAAAUGUCUUCACAUUUUAGUACUUACUUGAAAUGGGUAAGCAUCUGACUUCUCUGAUGAUGAUAAGCAAAAAUAAGCCCUGAUUCUUAUCAUUGACAAAUAAGUGUUAAUAUGACUGUUACACAAAAUAAAAUUAUGGCAAUGGCAUAAGCAAAUAUCAAGUGGAUAUAUGUUAAUGUUAUUAAGAUCUCAAGUUUGAAAGAAAUCUCCUUUAAAUGUGCUAUAAAAUAUUGCUAUCAAAAUGUUUGGGUCAUGUUAUUUUCUUUAAUUCUAAGUCAAAUCUGACCUCCAAAGAAAAUAAACUACAGACAAAGUUAAACAUUUUAAAAGAAUCUCCUUUAAAGUUCAUAAAUAAAUCAAGAAUGAAACUAACUAGCUUUAAAAUGAUCUUCAUAUCUUUAGCUGGAAUAUGCAUAUGUAUACACUAUUACCUAGCUUACUCUUUCGUUUAAUGUGAAUUCGUCAUAAUUUAUAUCGGUGUUGUCAUUCUGUCUAACAAAAUCAUUUUCUAUUUGGCAAUAGUAGUUUGUUAAUUUUUAAUUCUUUUUUAUUAGAUGUUUGUUGUUUCCCAAAGACCUUGGGUUUAGAUAUGUUUCAUAUUUCAUUCUCUUGUCCAUUUUAUUUCCAGCAACAAAGAUUAUAAAAACAGACUUUAACAAGUACUCUUUUCCAUAUUAAAAGGAAUUUAAACUUU